AUGGCUGCUGUCGAUGUCGUCGUGCUUGGCCACGGCAAAGUUGAUAGGCAGCCGGAACUUGCCAUUGUGACUGUUCUCUUACGAUGCGCUGACGAGGAUCUCGUUGCAGCUUCAGAUGCGGUGAGCGCAGCGGUCCAAAACAUCCAGGCAGUAAUCCGCGUCCUAGCGUCGCCGCAGUCCGCAAGCAACCACACUUCGCCAACCGUCGCCGAAGCGGCUGUCAAGGACUGGUCUUCGGGCUCUAUGUCUACACGAUCGUAUUUCCAAAACGAAAAUUCCCUCCGCUUUGGGCACGGAGGGCUGUUUUCCGCGCCACAACCGCCGCUGCCGGGACAACAUGAAGCGACGACGCGCAAAACCAUUCAUGAAGCCAGCGUGACCAUCUCCGCCACGUUUCGAGACUUCCUGAAGUUGGGCGAAUUCACAUCCAGCGUGGUGAAGAUGCCACUUGCCAGUGUGCACGACGUGCGUUGGACGCUAAGCGACGAGACGCUACAGCAAUUGCGGGAAGAUGCCACGACAAAAGCAUAUGCGGACGCACUUUGCAAGGCAACGUGGUAUGCUCGGGCCAUGGGCAAGGAGUUUGUACGGCCGCGCAAGAUCAGUGAGCUCCAGGCCAACCCGAUGUCUAGCACGGGAUUAUUCGGGGUGGCAGCCGGGAACCGGGUCGGCGGGGCUAGCGGUGGGAAUGGAGAGGAGACUACGCUUCAGUACGUCCCCAAGAACGUGCUUGUAGAGGCAUCUUGCGAAGUACACUUUGAGGUGACAGGUGUAGGUGGUGGAUGA
Purpureocillium lilacinum is the source of this 786-nucleotide messenger RNA. The record is from RefSeq and is a predicted model, not a curated record. NCBI's taxonomy places the organism in Eukaryota, Fungi, Ascomycota, Sordariomycetes, Hypocreales, Ophiocordycipitaceae.